Fonsecaea erecta is the source of this 684-nucleotide messenger RNA. RefSeq lists its product as hypothetical. NCBI's taxonomy places the organism in Eukaryota, Fungi, Ascomycota, Eurotiomycetes, Chaetothyriales, Herpotrichiellaceae. The transcript is spliced from 3 exons. The record is from RefSeq and is a predicted model, not a curated record. Bases 1 to 684 code for a protein of 227 amino acids.
AUGCACCGUGUCAUCUUUACCGUCCCAUUCCUCCUGUCCGGUGUGGCUCUGGCCAUGCCUCAAACCCCGGCCGACACGAGUGCGUUGAGCGGGUUGCCGGCUUGUGCGCAAGAUGCCGCCACCGCCGCCCUGGCCUCGUCGGGCUGUCCCGUGAACAACCAGACCUGCAUCUGCAGCUCGGCUCCGUUCAUCAGCGCCAUCACCACGGCCGUCACGCAGACGUGCUCCCCGGCCGAUGUUCAAGCGGCACUGGUCUUCGGCCAGACCUUCUGCGGCGCGGCCCUCAACGGCAGCGGGGGAAGCUCCUCGUCGGCCAGCUCGUCCCCGACCUCCAGCGACGAUUCCUCCAAUGGCGUCUCGACCACCACCGUCCCGGGCACGUUGACGUCGGUGACCAGCGUGGCCGGCGCCACGGACAGCAUGACGGCGACCAUCACCACCACUACCGCCGCCGCCGCAACCGACCUGUCGACCGGCGGGGGCAACGGCACCGUGAUGACCACCACGGCCGAAUGCUCCAGCACCACCACAACCAUGAUGACCACCGCGAUGUCCUCCAUGCCGACGGGCGCGUACACCGCGACCUACACGGGCGGGGUGGGCGCGGUGAUGAAGAACGCGGCGGGAUCCGGCAUGAUGGCCGCCGUGGUCGUGGGUGUUGCUGGGGCGGCGGCCUUGUUGUGA